GCCUCCAUCCUCCUCUGUCUUCUGCUGGGACAGCAUUACAGAGUUGAUAAUGUCCUAAAUGUCCUACUCAGCUCUACCUGUAAAGAUCCCUUUCCCAUGGUGUUUCUUGAAUCUCCUUCACGUAAGGAUUGUCUCCUGGUCCUGUGUACAGGUCUUGGAUAUAAAAUGACACAAAAAAAAACUAUUCACACAUGAAAAAGUGGACAUUAUCGCCGUGAUUAUUAUUUGUACAUCAGAGGAAAGUUGUGUUCAGAGUCCUUAUCAGCUGUCGACUGACAUUGAGUUUUGCUACUUAUUAAGGAAAAAAAUGAACCUAUCGACUCAAAACAUGACCUCUUCCUUCUACUACACAGAUUUCAUCCUCUUUGCUUUUCCGGGGGUCACAAGGUUUCGCCCCCUACUGGCUCUUCCGUUCUCUUCCAUUUACACAAUAAUACUGUUGGGUAAUUCCACAGUAAUGACCAUCAUUGUACUGGAGAGAAAUCUCCACUCUCCCAUGUACGUCCUCAUCUGGACUUUGCUGGCAAUCAAUGUCCUCUACACCACGGCCAUAACCCCUAAGAUGAUCCUGGCCCUGGUGGGACUCAACCAGAUCUCUCUUUCGGGGUGUUUGAUGCAAAUGUUCAUUGUCUAUUCGAACAUCAUGGCCGAGUCCGUUGUGGUCCUACUAAUGGCCAUAGACCGAUAUCUGGCGAUCACAUGGCCCUUACACUAUCAGGAAGUCAUAUUCAAGCACUUACUGGCCCACUCCACCGUGAACAUGGUGGUCCGCAUUUGUUGUGCGGUGUUCCCUCUUGUCAUUGUGGCUGCCAGGCUUCAGUAUUGUAAAUCCAACGUCAUCCAUCAUUUUCACUGUGAGAGCUUUGUGCUCAUCAAGCUUGCUUGUGACGACCAUACCAUGGCCCCUAUUAUAGGACUGCUUAUAAGGACUCUGAUCACCGCCUUUGACAUCACCAUCAUUUUUCUUUCUUACCUAAAAAUUGUUUACAUGGCCAUGAAGAUCGCGGUGGGGCCGGCCCGGCACAAGGCCCUGCACACCUGUGCCACCCACCUGGCGGUGGUUGUUCUCAUGUACUCCUCUGGGAUCUUGUCCGUCAUCUUGUAUUUUCCUGGACUCUCCACCUCUUACACUGGACAGAACAUCGCCAGUGCCGUUUACUUCCUGACCCCGGCGAUUGUGAACCCAUUUAUCUAUGGACUGAGGAUGAUGGAGAUUAAGACCAGUCUGGUGAGAUUCUGGAAGAACAAGAAGGAGGACAAUGCUCUCCAACAUAUUAAAGACUGUCACUAAGGAGACCUGUCACUAAAGAGACCUGUCACUGUCACUAAGGAGACCUGUCACUAAGGAGAACUGUCACUGUCACUAAAGAGACCUGUCACUGUCACUAAGGAGAUCUGUCACUAAGGAGACCUGUCACUAAGGAGACCUGUCACUAAAGAGACCUGUCACUGUCACUAAGGAGACCUGUCACUAAGGAGAACUGUCACUGUCACUAAAGAGACCUGUCACUAAGGAGACCUGUAACUAAGGAGACCUGUCACUAAGGAGAUCUGUCACUAAGAAGACCUGUCACUGUCACUAAGGAGACCUGUCACUAAGGAGAUCUGCCACUUAAGAGACCUGUCACUGUCACUAAGGAGAACUGUAACUAAGGAGACCUGUCACUAUGGAGAGCUGUCACUGAGGAGACCUGUCACUGUAACUAAGGAGAACUGUCACUGUAACUAAGGAGAGCUGUCACUAAGGAGACCUGUCACUGUAACUAAGGAGAGCUGUCACUGUCACUAUGGAGACCAUACAAACAAUGACCCUCAUACAUCCCCAUAUACGGAAAAAGUUUAGAGUUAUUAAGAUUUUAAGUGUAGUGAUUUUGUUAAAGAAGUACAAUAAUCGAAAAACUAUAAAUUAUAGAAAUAUAAAAAUAUAAAUUGGGGAUCGCUGUCAUUGCACUUAGCUACAGAAUAAAGAGAACGCGUCAGAUUUACCAUAAAGUGCGCUGCAUAAAAACAAACUCCCCCAAAAUUUAUAAAAUUUUGAUUUUCUUUAGAAUUUUCGUACAC
Molecule: messenger RNA, 2061 nt
Organism: Hyla sarda
Lineage: Eukaryota; Metazoa; Chordata; Amphibia; Anura; Hylidae
Product: olfactory receptor 52K2-like
Exons: 2
Coding region: 308-1291 (327 amino acids)
Biological process (GO): G protein-coupled receptor signaling pathway
Cellular component (GO): membrane
Molecular function (GO): G protein-coupled receptor activity; olfactory receptor activity
Source: RefSeq, a predicted model, not a curated record